Molecule: messenger RNA, 1178 nt
Organism: Phasianus colchicus (ring-necked pheasant)
Lineage: Eukaryota; Metazoa; Chordata; Aves; Galliformes; Phasianidae
Source: RefSeq, a predicted model, not a curated record
CCGCCCCGCUCUGCUCCCGCCCCGCUCCGGCCGCCGCCGUUCCCGCCUCGCCGCGCUGCUGUUGAGGAAGACGCUGGCUGUGAGAUCAGGGGAGCAAAAUCUCUCCCACUGCAAGAGAAGAGCAAGUUCAAGACCACCUGAUGAGUCUGAAUGUGUACAAGUCUAUGAGGCCUGAUGACAUACAGCUCAGUGUCCUGAAAUAACUGGCUGAUGUGGUUGCUGAGCCACUCUCCAUCAUAUUCAAAAAGUCAUGACUGCCAGUAGACUGGACUUUGUGCAGGAGGGGAAAAGCCUGACAUUCCUGAAAAUGGCAGCUGAGACAUCCACAGAAGUUCCAAAAACUGCUAAGCAAUUCGUCCUUAAGGAAGAGGUAAUCAUAGAAAGAAAAUGGUUGAAGCUUGAGGAAACAACUUACACUGAUGCCUUUGGUAAAACCAGAACUUGGGAAACUGUAAAGCGUGUUGGCAAGAAAAAGAGUGUUUCAGCUGAUGGUGUGGCAGUGAUAGCUGUGCUACAGAGAACUCUCCACUAUGACUGCAUCGUCCUAGUGAAACAGUUCAGGCCUCCAAUUAAUGGCUACUGCUUGGAAUUUCCUGCAGGCCUCAUUGAGGAAAAUGAGACUGCAGAAAGUGCUGCACUGCGAGAGCUGGAGGAAGAAACUGGCUACAAAGGGGAAGUUGUUGAAUGUACUCCAGCACUCUGCUUGGACCCAGGUGUGUCAAACAGCACAACACACAUCGUGAGCGUUACCAUUAACGGAGACGAUGCCGCAAAUACAAGACCUAAGCAAAAGCUUGAUGAUGGAGAAUUUGUGGAAGUUAUUUCACUUCCAAAGAACGACUUACUGCAAAGAAUCGAUGAACUAGUAGCAGAAGAGCAUAUUGCAGUGGAUGCCAGGGUUUAUACUUAUGCACUGGCCCUGAAGCGUGCAACAGAGAAACCGCUCCAAGUUCCUUUCAUGAAGUUCUAAAACUUCACAGUAAUAAAUAUAGCUGAGAAUCCUCCAGUCCAGAUGGCUUAGAAGUGUAACUCUUCUUGUAAUAAAGGUUCCUUACUUGUAGAGUGAAAAAAAUACUUGUAAGAAUGAUUCUGAUAUUUUUACCUGGAAUAAACUGACGGAAAGCAUUUCUUCUAACUGUUUAGUCUAUCUAGCCUUGACAGAACAAUCAAAAUAAAAA